Molecule: messenger RNA, 1171 nt
Organism: Apodemus sylvaticus (European woodmouse)
Lineage: Eukaryota; Metazoa; Chordata; Mammalia; Rodentia; Muridae
Gene: Pigh
Product: phosphatidylinositol glycan anchor biosynthesis class H
Exons: 6
Coding region: 65-628 (187 amino acids)
Biological process (GO): GPI anchor biosynthetic process
Cellular component (GO): glycosylphosphatidylinositol-N-acetylglucosaminyltransferase (GPI-GnT) complex
Source: RefSeq, a predicted model, not a curated record
GAGCCAGCGAGACUUUGAGCCUCCGGGUGGGCUAGAGCGGCGCGACCGGCCGGCGUGUGCGGCCAUGGAGGACGAGAAGAGCUUCUCGGAUAUUUGCGGCGGCCGCCUGGCCCUGCGGCGCCGCUACUACUCACCGUACUGCCGCGAGUUCGGCCUCACCUCGGCUCGGCUGUCGCUGUGGUCGCUCACCGCUGUCACCUGCGCGGUGUGGCUGGCGGCCUACGGGCUCUUCACCCUGUGCGAGAACAGCAUGAUCCUCUCUGCUGCCAUCUUCAUCACCAUCUUAGGCCUGCUUGGUUACCUCCAUUUUGUGAAGAUUGACCAGGAGACUCUCUUAAUCAUCGACUCACUUGGCAUCCAGAUGACUUCAUCUUAUGCAUCAGGCAAAGAAAGUACCACAUUCAUAGAGAUGGACAAGGUCAAGGAUAUUAUCAUUAAUGAGGCUAUUUACAUGAAAGUCAUUUACUACCUCUGCAUUUUACUGAAGGAUCCAGGGAAACCACAUGAGAUAUCCCAAGUAGUUCCUGUCUUCCAGAGUGCCAAGCCCCGGCUGGACUGCUUGAUUGAAGUAUAUAGAAGCUGCCAGGAGAUUCUGGCGCACCAGAAAGCCACAUCUACAAGCUUAUGAAUCUCAGCAUUCAAAGGGAUACACUACCGUGAACUGGUGGAGGGAGGCCUAAGUGUUGUCUACUCCAGAGAGAAUUCACAGAAAACAUGGACAGGAGGGCUGACUCAGUUAGGCAGUGCCCGCUGCCUGCUGCACCCAGGGAAUGAGAGCCAGGCCAUCAGGGGAUCUGUGGGCCCUUCAGCCCCACCUGCUACUCACCACAGCAGGCAGCAGUACUUCGUCGGGAUGACACGUCUGACAGCUGCAUGCCUGAUGUGGCCAUUGCAUAGAUCCUGCUCUCCUGAAAGAAAAAGACCCAGGCGGUCAGGACCACGCUCCCCUCAGCCCUUCCAAGAAAGUGGAGAGAACACAUGAUGUGUAGGAGGCAGAACAGGUUCACCACUUAGAGCUGGUUACUGCUGAGCGAUUUUAAACAAAUGUCCUCAUUUCUAAGCCUUAAUUUCUCAGCUCUAAAAUACUAUUGACUUUUAAAGAGUCUGCUAAUGGAAUCAAAUUAAGUAAUUAAUGUGGAAAUGCAAAUAAAUGUAUAAUAUAAACAUCUCA